AUGUCAGCCUUCGCGCCAGGGCUAGCGAUAUCGGUUCGCACCCUCCCACCACUGCGUCCGGCCGGUCCAAGGGAGACCCCUAGUCCCUCUGCGGCGGUGUAUAGGUACCUCCCGGUCUCGAACAAUAUCAUCCGGCGGAAAAGAGAGACGACGACAUCCGCCUGUGAAGCAUGUCGAAAGCGAAAAUCCAAGUGUAAUGCGCAAAGACCACGAUGUACGCGCUGCACGGCGCUCGAUACCACUUGCGAGUAUCAGGCAAAUGCAGCUGAGACGCAUGCGCAGGCAUUGCGGCGAAAGUUCAGCGACUUGAAGGAGACGAAGACGGCAUACGAGGAGAUCUACGAACUGCUGCAGAAUCGGCCACCAUCCGAAGCGCAGAACAUCUACCUGCGGAUUCGGCAGGGCUCCAAGGCGGAAGAGAUCUUACACGAUAUUCAUAACAGCGACCUCUUGCUCCGACUCUCCUCGAAUGCCCGAGGCGGAGAUGUGACGACUAGCACCGGCUCGAACUUGAUGAGAACUCCAAAGCAGUGGGAUAGGCUAGCUCGAGAACCCACCCCAAGCUUCGACCAUGAGUCAACCUCUCCGUCGCCAGAUUCUCCGUAAGGUUCCGCGGGCAGAGACAGUUUCUCUUUAGGACCGAUAUGUGAGUAGGAGAGCGAUGAGAGGAGGUUUCACGGCGUUUUAGGAUUAUUUCACGCAAGAGUAUUAGAAUAUUAUAUUCUAGGAAAUCAGGAUAUCGAACAUUCCUCAGCGGAUAUCGUUUCGAAUGGCAGAGUAUUUAGCUUCUGGCCAAAACAAAAGCCAUCGACCAGCUCGACCACUCUAGGCG
This is a messenger RNA of Eremomyces bilateralis CBS 781.70, 832 nucleotides long. RefSeq lists its product as uncharacterized. The record is from RefSeq and is a predicted model, not a curated record. Gene Ontology annotation, molecular function: DNA-binding transcription factor activity, RNA polymerase II-specific; zinc ion binding. The transcript has 3 exons. NCBI's taxonomy places the organism in Eukaryota, Fungi, Ascomycota, Dothideomycetes, Eremomycetales, Eremomycetaceae. The coding region runs from base 1 to 606 and encodes 201 amino acids. Gene Ontology annotation, biological process: regulation of DNA-templated transcription.